GAUAUAGUAUUAGUAGUCGACGGCUCGGCAUCAAUUGGUGCUGCCAAUUUCCAGAAACUCAAACGAAACAUAGCAGAUUAUGCGCUGAGUUUACCAGUCAGCGGUAACGAUAUCAAUCUUGGUUUAGUGGUAUACAGUUCCUCAGUAGCGUCAACUGGUAAAAUCCCUCUCUCUUCCGAAAAGGCAGCACUUGAAGCAGCUAUAAUGGCUCUCCCGUAUCCCGAAGCAGGUACCCGAACUGAUAUUGGUAUAAAU
Molecule: messenger RNA, 255 nt
Organism: Lottia gigantea (owl limpet)
Lineage: Eukaryota; Metazoa; Mollusca; Gastropoda; Lottiidae
Exons: 1
Source: RefSeq, a predicted model, not a curated record